Molecule: messenger RNA, 3506 nt
Organism: Cydia pomonella (codling moth)
Lineage: Eukaryota; Metazoa; Arthropoda; Insecta; Lepidoptera; Tortricidae
Exons: 4
Coding region: 657-1850 (397 amino acids)
Biological process (GO): sensory perception of smell; detection of chemical stimulus involved in sensory perception of smell
Cellular component (GO): plasma membrane
Molecular function (GO): olfactory receptor activity; odorant binding
Source: RefSeq, a predicted model, not a curated record
AAGGAACAGUGAGAGCAUUUGUAACCUACGAUAUAAAAGUUAAUUUCUGUUGGUUCUGGUUUCUGUUGCCUAUUAAAAAGUAGGUACACACAAGCCAGAUGGUGACUUCAAUGGUGCGGUCCCAGCCGAUUGGCUUUGGAGGCACUGUUGGAAUAAAGAUUUCAAGAAUAUGGGAGAAGUUGCGCAGGUAAUUUAAUUCUGGUUUUAUAAAACAUAAUUUUUUUAAGAUACUCAUUUAAAGCGAAUCACAGCCGCCGAGGGAUCCUAAUGUCGCGCACCAAUCCCUACUAAUGUUCAGGUCCGGAUUCAGAGACCCAGGGCACCUAGGCACUUGGUAUGGCACUUAGUAUUUAGGGGGUGCCCCUUCUCCAUCUCAAAACCAUUGCUAGGUUGCCCGGGCCUUGUGGACCUAGGCGGAAAUCCGGCCCUGCUAAUGUUAUAAAUGCGAAUGUAACUCUGUCUGUCUCUCUGUUACCACUUCACGCUGAAACCGCUAAACCGAUUUAGAUGAAAUUUGGUGUGGAGAUAAUUUAACGUCCGAGGAAGAUGGUAGUUUUUAUCAAUCAGCAUCAUCAUUCUACGCAGACUAAGCUAACAAAAUUUCAAAAUCAGCUGGCGACGGCCUUUUUUGCUCUGACUCUACCGACAUUCUCUGUAUGUGUAGGUUUGGUCUGGAGUACUGUGACUUGCCGACGAUGUUGUCAAACGUUGCGACUCUACUGAGGGUUAUGGCGUUGAACUUCGAUGGAAAAGGAACUCCAAUAGCAUUCGUCGUUCUGAUGAUAAUCGGUACGAUCACGUACUUCUACGUGUACGUGUUCUCCGUAGUGUGGUACGUGUUCUGGCGCGAGACCGACGACAUCGUAGUGCUCAUGGUCAUGUGCUCAUUGAGCAUUUCCUGCAUCAUGUGUAUGGUUAAGUUCUUUUCUCUGCAUUUGAACAGAAAUUACGCAAAGAAGGCAUUUUUAUCAUACCUAGCAUUCGACAAGCGCAUAGACCGAGAGAGCCGAAUGUACCAGAAUCUUCUCAAGAACCUGCGGAUUGUGAAGCGCCGAAUCAUCUUUGUCUGGGUCAUGCUGGUCAGCAACGGCCUAAUGUAUGUGUUAAUGCCAAGCCUGCUACCUGGAAAGCAUUUAAUUCAAGACUUGCAAGUUAUUUACGGGCUAGAACCAAUGUUCGAAUCGCCAAACUACGAGAUAUCUUACGUUCUAGUGAGCACGUCAGUGAUACUACUGGUGUACGCGGAUACGACCGCCAACUGCCUUCUCUUCGUCGUCACAGGCUACAUAGAAGCACAAAUGACAGCCCUGAGCCAUGAGUUACUCUAUCUCUGGGCCGACGCCCAAGCAUUGACCUUCGAAGACGUUCACAAUGAAAAGAAACUAAGAAACCAAUAUAUUAAACAACAGCUAGUAUUCAUCAUUCAAGCACACGCUGCCAACUUAUCACUGUUACAAAUAACUAAAUGCAUUUUUAGCAACACCAUCGCCUUUGAAUUUGGUCUACUGGUGAUAUCUCUUAUAUUUGGAUUGCUAGGUGGAUUAGAGAACGCCUAUUGUAUGAUACCCUUCGAUUUAAUCCAGGCCUCUAUGCAUUGCUUCACAGGGCAGCGCCUCAUCGAUGCGAAUUUGACAUUUAAGGAAGCGGUGUAUUCUUGUAAGUGGGAGAAUUUUGAUGUACAGAACAUGAAAAUUGUGUUGGUUAUUCUACAGAAUUCGCAGACCAUGGUGCUUUCGGCGGGGGGCAUGGCGGAGCUCCGAUAUACUAGUCUUAUGGCAGUGUUUAAGGCUAUAUAUUCAGCAUACGCGGCGCUGCACUCCACAAUGCACGUUCAUAGACCAGGCCAUUAAAGGCUUAAUAGCAGUAUUGUAAAAGCAAGUUUACGAUAUUCAGUAAUUAAAAAAUAGAUAUAAAUGUUAGUUUUAUUCCAUAAUCUAAAAUACCUAAUAAACACACCUACACACUGUCUCGAAUAUAAGCAGUUGAGUCCUUAAUUUCUAAAUAUUCUUAAAUAAUAUUGUAAUGCUUUGGUCAAAACCUUGCUAGUGAACUAUAUUUGACGACUCAUUAUUUUUAGAAUAGAAUGGAAUAGAAUAAUUUAUUCGCAAGAAUAUGUAUGUACAAACAGUGCCCGAUUAACCAUUAAGCAAAAUAAGCACUUGCUUAGGGCACCACGUCUAGGGGGGCACCAAAAUCGUUAGCAAAAAAACGAGUAGUUUGUACAUGAACCUUUGUGCGUCGUGUAUAGGGCACGUAUUAAGCGCGUCUCCAACGCAGGCCUUUGCCCCUACGAGGAAGCCCAUUCCAUCAGGCUUGCAAUAUGCUGAUUUUUUCCUCAUACUUUACCCAUUGGUUCGUGGUUGAUUUUUGAUUUCCAGCAUUCUGCAAAUCUGUCAGCCUUUGGGCCAAAGGGCCUUACACCCAACGUAAAGCUCAGUUCUAGAAACCUACUUGUCUUCAACCCUACGUGGAGCUUGUUCUUCAGCCUUCUCGGAGUGUCGAAUUUAAUAGUAGAUCUACACUUUUGUCUUAAUUCAUAAUUAUGUCGUGUCCGAAUUUCGCUCUCUUGCAACUCGGCCUUCGGCUUCGCACCGAAGUCUUAACAGAUUUUCGAGGAUCGGAAUUUGUCACUCAUGCUGCCCGAGCUCUUGCACACCAGAUUGGUUUGCGACGUAUUGCACACGGCCAAGCUGCAGAGCCGCGAUCGUGCGACCUAAUUGCCAAAGUUUUAUUAUAAAAAGACUGAUGACGGAAUCAAAGGCUAAAGUGCAGGUUCGGGGCCCCACAAAGGUCGAAAACCAAAAGCAUACGGUUUUAUUUUAACCAAAGGUUUCCUUUAGCAGAAUUAAUCUUUGUUUUCCUAAGAUGUAAUUAAAAAGUGAUGCCACCCAGAUUUUUGAUUCAGGUUUAUUUCAGCUUCGGCGAAGUGGGUCAGUCGGAGGUCAAUAACUGUUUAAGUUUAGGUUCUAAGUUACGUUUGGUAUCAUUCUCGACAAAAUCUAAAAUGUAGAUCAUACCAAAUUUCAUUCAAAUAGGUGCAGCGGUUAUUGAUUCCCCACAUAAACUUCCACCCUCCUUUACACAUCCUUAGCGAUGAUUUUUUAGAUUAAAACUAUCCUGUCCUUUCUUGAGACUAAACUAAUUAUGUCUAUACCAAAUUUCAACUAAAUUGGUUCAGCGGUUGAAGCGUGAAGAGGAAUAUUAAAAAAAAUUAAAAUUUUACAUGUUUCCACUUCGGAAUGGUGUCAAUGUGAUACCAUACUCGUAAAUGAGUUCGAGACUCGAAAACGAUAACAAACAUAGCUAGUAAGCUUAACUGAUGUAGAUAUCAAGAUAAAGUUGAGAGCCCACCCCGUCCUCUAAAAAUGUACACUACAAAACUUGGUGGCUCCACUUCUUAACUAAAUCAACCUUUAGGUCCAAACUCCUAGGGGCCAAUCUUGCCAAGGGAAUCUUCGGUUCGAAACGCCUAUUUCAUCGGCUGCAAUUAACUCUAAUCAAGUGCC